GGGAAUUAAAAAACCUUUAACGGGGCAAAGGAAAAAGGGAAGGUGAUCAGAGGCAAACUAGGGAAUAACGGAGCGAUCAAGGUGUAAUUAUCGGGGGCGCAUACAUCCAAUCCAAGAGUAGCUGUCCUAGCUUAUUUGAUGUACAGUAUUUUCGUUUCAGAUUCAGACUCUUUGAAGAAAUAUUCGGACUUUAUAUUAAACAAAUUCGGACAUUUUUGUAAACUAAUUUUGGACUGUUCUAUGAAUGAAUUUGGACAGUUACGAGGGCUCUACUCCUAAACUAUUUUCUGCUGAAUAAAAGCAUACAAAAGUACUGAGCCAAAGAAAUAACAAUGGAUUACGUUCAUUUCGAAUAUGCAGCUGUACUUGCUGAGAUUGAUAAGUCAGUUGACCAUAUGGAAACUGACGACUUAGCCAUUCAGUACGGUGAACUAGAAACACUCGUCGAGGCUGCAGUUACUAACGAUGUCGACAUGUCGGAAAUCACAUCGAACGUUGUUCCUCAGCUUAACGACGAGUCUUUCAAUGCUGAUGAAGGGUUUAAUGAAACCAGAAGCAAAGUGGAUGAAGACAUCUCCUCGUUAACGGUUGAGUUCCAAGAGAUCAAAAUCUCCACUAAGACCUACAAGAACUACGGGCCUGACCAGAUUAAGCGCUUCAUUUAUUUGAUUCAGGAGGAAGGAAUGCCCGUAACAAAAGCUGCAAAAGCUUGCGGUAUUCCAAGAAGUACAGCUUUUGAGAUGAGAAGAGAGUAAAAUGAAAGUGACGGUACUAUUUUACCUCGUAGCGAGAAGAAAGGCCCUAAGAAUGGAAAUACUGCUAAAAAACUAUUUCCUGAGCAUACAAAAUACUUGAUUGAGCUUUUCGACGAAAAUCCUUGCCUUGUAUUACAUGAAGCAAGAAUCAAAUUACUUGAGAGAUACCCAGAAAUUGAGAAGAUUGCUCUAUCCAGUUUAUAUACGCACAUUAGAGAAAAAUGCCGCCUCUCUCUGAAAAAAGCCAGCAAGUAUACUGCGGAAAGGGAUGCUCCUAGGACAUUAGAGCUUCGCGCGAGCAUAAU
Mycotypha africana is the source of this 1060-nucleotide messenger RNA. RefSeq lists its product as uncharacterized. Lineage: Eukaryota; Fungi; Mucoromycota; Mucoromycetes; Mucorales; Mycotyphaceae. The record is from RefSeq and is a predicted model, not a curated record. The transcript has a single exon. Bases 333 to 755 code for a protein of 140 amino acids.